CGCACCGUCCCUCCCAUAAAACCCGGCAGGCGACACGGCUCGAGAGAGGCAAAUCAAAACCAAACAAAACCACCGACACCACGAUGGCGCCCCCGCCGCCGCACAUCGCCGUGGUGGCCUUCCCCUUCAGCUCCCACGCGGCCGUGCUCUUCUCGUUCGCGCGCGCCCUCGCCGCCGCCGCGCCGGCCGGGACGAGCCUCUCGUUCCUCACCACCGCCGACAACGCCGCCCAGCUCCGCAAGGCCGGCGCGCUCCCGGGCAACCUGCGCUUCGUCGAGGUCCCGGACGGGGUGCCGCCGGGCGAGACGUCGUGGCUGUCGCCGCCGCGCCGGAUGGAGCUCUUCAUGGCGGCGGCCGAGGCCGGUGGGGUCAGGGCCGGGCUCGAGGCGGCAUGCGCCUCCGCCGGUGGCGCCAGGGUGAGCUGCGUCGUCGGGGACGCGUUCGUCUGGAUGGCCGCGGACGCGGCCGCCGCUGACGGGGCGCCGUGGGUGGCCGUCUGGACCGCCGCGUCCUGCGCCCUCCUCGCGCACCUCCGCACCGACGCGCUCCGCCGGGACGUCGGCGAUCAGGCCGCCAGCCGAGCCGACGAGCUGCUGACCGCGCACGCCGGCCUCGGCGGCUACCGCGUCCGGGACCUCCCCGACGGCGUCGUCUCCGGCGACUUCAACUACGUCAUCAGCCUCCUGGUCCACCGCCAGGCGCAGCGCCUUCCUAAAGCGGCCACGGCCGUCGCCCUCAACACCUUCCCGGGCCUCGACCCGCCCGACCUCACCGCCGCCCUCGCCGCCGAGCUCCCGAACUGCCAGCCCCUCGGCCCCUACCACCUCCUCCCGGGCGCAGAGCCCACAGCAGACACCAACGAAGCGCCAGCCGACCCGCACGGCUGCCUCGCCUGGCUCGACCGCCGGCCCGCGCGGUCCGUCGCGUACGUCAGCUUCGGCACGAACGCCACGGCGCGGCCGGACGAGCUGCAGGAGCUCGCGGCCGGGCUGGAGGCGAGCGGCGCGCCGUUCCUGUGGUCGCUGCGCGAGGAGUCGUGGCCGCUGCUCCCGCCGGGGUUCCUGGAGCGCGCGCCGGGCCUCGUGGUGCCGUGGGCGCCGCAGGUGGGCGUGCUGCGGCACGCCGCGGUCGGCGCGUUCGUGACGCACGCCGGGUGGGCGUCGGUGAUGGAGGGAGUGUCCAGCGGCGUGCCCAUGGCGUGCCGGCCCUUCUUCGGCGACCAGACGAUGAACGCGCGGUCGGUGGCCAGCGUGUGGGGCUUCGGCACGGCGUUCGACGGGCCGAUGACGCGCGGCGCCGUGGCAAACGCGGUGGCGACGCUGCUGCGCGGGGAGGAUGGGGAGCGGAUGAGGGCAAAGGCGCAGGAGCUGCAGGCCAUGGUGGGCAAGGCGUUCGAGCCCGACGGCGGCUGCAGGAAGAACUUCGACGAGUUUGUCGAGAUAGUUUGUCGGGUGUGAUCGUGUACUCGUACAAAUGCUUAGAACUCUAUGGGACCGAUUACGUGUAAGUCGACCGUCUUUUUUAUGUGUGUGUAAGUCACUUUGUUUUUACCGUCAGAUAUCCA
This is a messenger RNA of Hordeum vulgare subsp. vulgare (domesticated barley), 1564 nucleotides long. RefSeq names its product anthocyanidin 3-O-glucosyltransferase. The record is from RefSeq and is a predicted model, not a curated record. Bases 84 to 1457 code for a protein of 457 amino acids. Gene Ontology annotation, molecular function: UDP-glycosyltransferase activity. Lineage: Eukaryota; Viridiplantae; Streptophyta; Magnoliopsida; Poales; Poaceae. The transcript has 2 exons.